AUGGAGGGAGAGACUGCAAGGAAGAGGAAGACGCCCCAGGACACCCAGCUUCAUGAUGGGGAGAAUCCCCACAAGUGCUCAGACUGUGGGAAGAGCAUCAGGCAGAGCAGCACCCUGAUCAGCCACCAGAUGAUCCACACCGGGGAAUGGGCCUACGAGUGUGGGGAAUGUGGGAAGGGCUUCAGUUACAGGUCCACCCUUGUGACCCACCAAUGCAUCCACACCGGGGAGAGGCCCUAUGAGUGUCCCGAGUGCCAGAAGAGCUUUCGGACCAUCUCCGAUCUCCUCAGGCACCAGCUCAUUCUCACUGGGGAGAGGCCUUUCUGCUGCCCUGAGUGUGGGAAGGGCUUCAAGCUCAAGUCCCACCUCAUCAUCCACCAGCGCAUCCACACUGGGGAGAGGCCCUACGAGUGCCCAACAUGUGCGAAGAGGUUUCAGACCAGCUCAAAUCUCCGUCUCCAUGAGCGGAUUCACACAGAGGGGAGGCCCUUCCGCUGCCCUGACUGUGGGAAGGGCUUCAAGCAUAAGUUCACCCUCAUCAUCCACCGGCGCAUCCACACAGGGAAGAGGCCCUUCGAGUGUCCGCAGUGUGGACAGAGCUUUAGCCAGAGCUCAGAGCUGGUGGCCCAUGAGCAACUUCAUGACAGAGAGAGGCCCUAUGAGUGCUUGGAGUGUGGGAAGAACUUCAGGAAGAGAUUCAACCUGAUCUGCCACCAGAGGAUCCACACUGGGGAACGGCCCUACAAGUGCUUGGAAUGUGGGAUGAACUUCAGCCACAGAUCCGACCUGGUUGUCCACCAGAGGUUCCACACCGGGGAGAGGCCCUACGAGUGUCCCAAGUGUCAGAAGAGGUUUCACACCAGCACCCACCUCCUCGUACAUGAGCGCAUUCACACCGAGGAGACGCCCUUCUGCUGCCCCGACUGCAGGAUGGGCUUCAGGCACAACUCCACCCUCGUCACCCACCGGCGCAUCCACACCGGGGAGAGGCCCUACGAGUGUCCCCAGUGUGGGAAGAGCUUCUCAGACCGCUCGUUCUUUACCCGACACCAACAGAGGCACCGGUAAGGGCAGCCCUGUGAAUGCCCCAGCUGCAGGGGGAGCUUCAUGCACUGCUCCAGCUUCAUCCCCCAUGGG
This is a messenger RNA of Melospiza georgiana, 1137 nucleotides long. RefSeq names its product zinc finger and SCAN domain-containing protein 2-like. Bases 1 to 1068 code for a protein of 355 amino acids. Gene Ontology annotation, biological process: regulation of transcription by RNA polymerase II. NCBI's taxonomy places the organism in Eukaryota, Metazoa, Chordata, Aves, Passeriformes, Passerellidae. Gene Ontology annotation, molecular function: RNA polymerase II cis-regulatory region sequence-specific DNA binding; DNA-binding transcription factor activity, RNA polymerase II-specific. The transcript has 3 exons. The record is from RefSeq and is a predicted model, not a curated record.